Molecule: messenger RNA, 3005 nt
Organism: Nymphalis io (European peacock)
Lineage: Eukaryota; Metazoa; Arthropoda; Insecta; Lepidoptera; Nymphalidae
Gene: Arp1
Product: alpha-centractin
Exons: 9
Coding region: 106-1236 (376 amino acids)
Source: RefSeq, a predicted model, not a curated record
AAAUACUGAUGUCAUAGUUGAAAGCAGUCCGAAUGAGUAUUUUAACAAAAAUAAAAUAAUAAAGAUCUUGUAUAGUUUGUUAAUUAUUAGCUCUUAUUAAUAAAAAUGGAACUCAACGAUGUCAUCGUGAAUCAACCUGUGGUUAUAGAUAAUGGUUCCGGAGUAAUUAAAGCCGGAUUUGCUGGUGACCAAAUACCAAAAUGCAGGUUUCCAAACUAUAUUGGUCGUCCAAAACAUGUUCGUGUAAUGGCGGGCGCGUUAGAGGGAGAGUUGUUUGUGGGUCCUCGUGCAGAGGAACACAGAGGACUUCUCAGCAUAAAAUACCCUAUGGAACACGGAAUUGUUACAGAUUGGAACGACAUGGAAAGAGUCUGGAAUUACAUUUAUAGUAAAGAUCAAUUAUCAACAUUCUCUGAGGAGCAUCCAGUAUUGUUGACUGAGGCACCUCUCAACCCUCGUCGUAAUAGAGAAAAGGCUGCUGAAGUUUUCUUUGAAACAUUCAACGUACCUGCCCUGUUUCUAUCGAUGCAGGCCGUUCUUAGUUUAUACGCAACCGGACGUACAACCGGCGUUGUCCUAGACUCUGGGGAUGGUGUGACUCACUCGGUGCCGAUAUACGAAGGGUUUGCGAUGCCGCAUAGCAUCAUGAGGGUCGACGUGGCUGGUAGAGACGUUACCAGAUAUCUGAGGCUCCUCCUACGUAAAGAGGGCGUUAAUCUUCGGACCUCAGCGGAACUAGAGAUCGUGAAGGCCAUCAAGGAAAGGGCGUGCUACCUCUCCCCCAACCCUCUGAAAGAGGAAGCUCUUGACUCAGAGAGGGCGCACUACACGUUACCGGACGGCACUCAGCUGGAGAUCGGUCCAGCAAGGUUCCGAGCGCCUGAGGUGUUGUUCCGGCCUGAUCUCAUCGGUGAGGAGUGUGAAGGUCUCCACGAAGUGUUGAUGUUCGCAAUCCAGAAGUCAGAUAUGGACCUGAGGAAGGUGCUGUACCAGAACAUAGUCCUGAGCGGGGGCUCCACGCUGUUCCGGGGCUUCGGAGACCGUUUGCUGGCGGAGAUACGCAGGCUCGCACCCAAGGAUAUGAAGAUCAGGAUCUCAGCACCUCAAGAACGUCUGUACUCCACAUGGAUAGGGGGUUCGAUUCUCGCCUCUCUGGACACCUUCCGGAAGAUGUGGGUGUCCAAGCGGGAGUAUGAUGAAGAAGGACACAGAGCGGUUCACCGCAAGACAUUCUAAACUAACCAUACUCGAAUGCAAAUAAUAAUAAUACAGCUAUUUUGUUUUGCUAUUACAAAGCGAAAUUCAAAUGUAGCUUCUAAAUUGCUGAAUCGAUUUUGAUGAGGUGUCAUUCCAAAUGUUUGUAACGAGAAAUGAUAAGGAAUUUUGUCGUGAGGCAAUCUCGACUUAUACUAAUUGAUAGUUGGACGCUUAUAUUUAUAUAUAAAGGUACCUUUUUCUUAUAUUUAUAUAUAAAAGUUCUUCGAGAUUAUAUUUUAUCUGUGCUGUUAUUUUCUUUUUUUAAUCUGUCCAUUAUGUUUUGGUUUGGUUGGUACAGAUUUUGUAUCAUCAGAUUAUAGAAGAUUGCUUAAAAUUUGGUGUAGUGUUUUAAGUGGUAUGUGUAAGCAAAUGGUAAGCUGUUGGUGAAAUGUCAACUCCAUUACUGGAAAGAAUACUUUUCGGUCAAUAGGUAAUCUCCCACAUUAGAGCAGAAUAGUGGAAUAAGCUUCAAAACUGUCUCUAAAAGGAGAGGAAGCCCAGCAGUGGCAGAUGCUGUUACUUAAUUAUACUCGGACUUUACCUAUAAAUGUUGCUUAGGUGGUUAGUUAAAUAAUGUUUUGUCUUCUUCUUUCGAAUGACAAAUCAAUGAUGAUUGAAAGGGAGAUAUCAUAUAACUACACAGCCGCAAUGUUUAUAAAUAAGCUAUAAGGAACUAUGUAUGUAUAAUUUCAUCGUCAUGCAGGAGAUGGAAUGAAUAUAUACACAAUUGGACUGUCUACCGUAUUCUCCUGUUAAAAUUGACAUGUACAUAGUAACUAUGUCAUCGCUCAAAUAAUUCAAAUAUAUAAAUACACAAAAACAACCCAGGUAAUACCAUUUUCUUCAUUUUUUAUUCAACUUUUCUUUUGUAACUAUUGCAGAACUUCAAUGUUAUUAAUAAAAUUGGAAAUAAUAGUAGAAAACUAUGUUCAAUAAAUUCAUUCAUAUAAAUUUUCAAUAAUUAUUAUUGUCGGUUCACAUUCACAGUCAGAAAAUCAUAAUAAUACCGUUCAAAUGAAUAUUGAUCUUCGUUAUUUAUUAUUAUUUAACCGACAGAUUAAAAACUUUAGUUAGUUAGUAAUUAUCGACUUAUAUUUAGCUUGCUGAAGCAGUAAAUUCGUUUAUAUUAAAUAUUAAAUUCAAAAUACACUUAUAUCGAGUAGGCCUUAACGAGCACUUUUGAAUUAUUGUUUUACAGAAGAUGUUGAAUGUACGGCUACCACCGGUUCUGAUUAUACAUACAAAACCCAUUGAGAAUUUCAAUAGUUAAUCUUCUACCAAUUAAACUACGAAACCAAUGCAAUUUAUAUGUGACGGAAGUAAAACGUUUUAUACCACAGUUAUAUGGAAAAAAAAUUACACUCCCACAGUUAAAAUAAAUCAAAAAUAACUUAACCGCACUCAAGUUUGAAUAUUUCGUUUAGGAUAAGUCUAAUGACAGCUGUCUUUAUAAUUCUAGGUAUUAUUAUUUAUUUUGCAUCUUAAAAUAACUAAAACUAUGAAUUAUGCAUGUAACAUGUACUUGUUUUGUAUUAAAACUAAUUCCAUUUUACAUGUUAUAUAAUAAUUUACAUGGUAACACAAACAUGCACAUUUUUAUAAUUGGCAUAAUAUGCUGUUAUGAUAUUAAACAUGUAUAUGCAUGUUACAUGCAAAUGCAUGCGUUAGAUUUAAGUGUAAGCGAGCAAGAUAUAAAGUAUUUAAUGUUGAGAGAUUUUUUUGUAUUCCAAUAAAUUAUUUUUAACUCA